AGAAAGUGAAAUAAUUGUAAGUUCAAUGUCUACAAAAUGAUAUUUUCCUUGAACGAGCUAGUACAUUGGUUGGGCUUAACAAUUUUUGAAAUAUGGAUAAAUUUAGUUUCAUUGACAAUUUUUACAAUGUUAUUGGCCCUCAAACUCGAUGACAAUUAUUUCCUAGGUCAGUCAGGAUGGUGGAUAGUAUUUUCACCUCUUUUUAUAGCAGAUGGAUUAAACACUUAUUUUUGUGCAAUCAUUUUUAUGAGAAUGCAUAUGGAGGGAACUAUUAAGGCUGCUAUUCUAAGAGCAUUACAAAGCCUUUCGUCGCUACUGUUGAUAUUUGCUUUCAAAUAUCUUCUAUGUAAAAAACUAACAGGACAAAGCACUUUCGAAUACUCAGAAAUUAUGAGCCCUAUAUUCGUGCUUUUGCAAUUAAUUGCAGUUAGAGCAUGUCAAGUAAAUUAAUACCUAUGAAUUGCAAACUAUAGAAUUUACAAUAAUAAUAGCAAAUAGAACAGAAAAAUCGACUAAAAAUAACUUUCAUUUUUCUUUCUUGCGCUUAUUGUACAAUCUUUUUAUUAUCUUCAUUAAAUUCUUAUCAAGUACACUGUUUUUAUAGAAUAUGUAAACAUUUAAAAUUAAGUUUCAAGUACAAACAUCAGAAUGUAAAUAUCAAAUUGUAAUAAAGGAUGAUUUAUAUUAAGGAUGGUG
Molecule: messenger RNA, 696 nt
Organism: Nomia melanderi (Alkali bee)
Lineage: Eukaryota; Metazoa; Arthropoda; Insecta; Hymenoptera; Halictidae
Product: transmembrane protein 203
Biological process (GO): intracellular calcium ion homeostasis
Cellular component (GO): endoplasmic reticulum
Source: RefSeq, a predicted model, not a curated record